UUGAAACUGAAAAUCCCUCGCAAAGAAUGAGCGCUUCCCUCCCCCGCGGCUCGCCGCGUUUAAAUCGCCCUCCAAAAUCUCUUAGGGUCUCUAGAUCCCAUCGCGCUCGCUCGCUCCGCUGCUCUUGGCGUGCCCGCAUUGUCCAUCGCGAUCCCAGCUCGGGGUGCGAGCAAUGGCCAGCAGCAGCAUCGAUCCAGCGAGCAGCGCAAUCGAUCUCGCGAGCACCGCACAGAUCCUGGAGAACGAGGAUCCGGAGCCCAGAUUAGGGAUGGAGGCAGAGGAGGUGUUCUUGAGCAGGAAAAGGAGAAGCCCAUUGCCGGAUUGGUACUUCCCCAGGAGGCCGCUGCAAGACAUCACCGCCAUGGUGAUCAAUGCGCGGGAGGGCGGCGAGUCCCAGGCUCUGGGCACAAAGUUUCUACCGGAGAUCACGCAAGAAGCCAAGAAAGGGGAUCUCAUCACAGUCAAGAGAAGGAUGCCCGGUAGCCAGAGCCAGUCCAAGAGACCAAGGCAAAGCAUCAGUACCGUGAGUAGAGUCCCCAAAACUCCAUCGAUCACCCCUCCAUCGCUCAGAGUGCUCAAAAGCUUUAGAUAACAAAAUAGGCAUUAGUGCUAAUCAAAACUGACAAGCGGGGAUAGCUCAGUUGGGAGAGCGUCAGACUGAAGAUCUGAAGGUCGCGUGUUCGAUCCACGCUCACCGCAACCAUGUUAUCCUGGGUCGGUGCCUAAUUAUUCUUCGGACAUCACCCUGAUAUUCUAAUUUUUGGUCCACAAAUGCCGUACGAGGUA
This is a messenger RNA of Selaginella moellendorffii, 786 nucleotides long. RefSeq lists its product as uncharacterized. Bases 173 to 592 code for a protein of 139 amino acids. The record is from RefSeq and is a predicted model, not a curated record. NCBI's taxonomy places the organism in Eukaryota, Viridiplantae, Streptophyta, Lycopodiopsida, Selaginellales, Selaginellaceae. The transcript is spliced from 2 exons.